This is a messenger RNA of Rubroshorea leprosula, 700 nucleotides long. Lineage: Eukaryota; Viridiplantae; Streptophyta; Magnoliopsida; Malvales; Dipterocarpaceae. The record is from the annotation of a GenBank genome assembly.
AAAUACUAGAUAGGAAAUGGGUGUUUGAAAAUAAAUGAAUUGCUAGUCGUAGAAUAUUAUUCUAGUCAGAUUUAAACCUAACUAAAAAAAAAAAAGAGUUUGUACAAAUUUGCCCCUUUUCGCCUAACUUAAGGUUAAGUAAAGGAACACAACACAAGGAAAAGGAAAAAGGCUUUGAUUUGGAGAUUUUUCUCCCAUUCAUGAAUCAUAGAUGAUAAGUAGAGAUGUUUUCAGUUCCCAUCGUCCAGUAUUUUCUGUAUCACAAACAUUCGAAAUAGAGAAUCUAUAUCAAAGAAAGGUUUAACUCUUUUGGAACUUAAUUUCAAAGUCAUAUCUUGACUUGGACGUUUUUGAGCUGCCCCUAAUAACCAACGAAUGGCAAGUACUUUUCCUUAUGUGGAUCCUAUUUCAGUGGGAACUUGCCAAGUCAAUCUGCUUACACGUCUUGCUUUUACUGCUAUAUCGGGAGUUACUCGACGUAUUGCUUGACGUAAAACAAAUAGGGGAUUUGUUUCUUUCUUUUGUUGAAUCUUUUUCAAGGCUCGAUAGAGAAUUUGAUAAGCCAAUGAUUUUUUUUCGUGUUUCAGAAUACGAUUAACCAACAUGAAUUAGUGGAUGCUACCAAAGGGAGUGGCACUGCCAUACACAAAAAGGAAGAGACUCAUAGAAUGGCAGAGGCAAAUAGAGCUUUUGCACAUUU